Messenger RNA from Haliotis rubra (blacklip abalone), 1116 nucleotides. RefSeq names its product phospholipase ABHD3-like. NCBI's taxonomy places the organism in Eukaryota, Metazoa, Mollusca, Gastropoda, Lepetellida, Haliotidae. The record is from RefSeq and is a predicted model, not a curated record. The coding region runs from base 1 to 1116 and encodes 371 amino acids. The transcript has a single exon. Gene Ontology annotation, molecular function: monoacylglycerol lipase activity; short-chain carboxylesterase activity.
AUGAUAUGUGUAGCGAUCUGCGUUAGUUGUAUUGCCAUAUACAUCUACAGUGGAUUCCGACGAACAAAGAAGUCCUCGCCAAAGCUGUACUAUGGCAAAUCCGAUCUCCAUGAGUACAUUCUAAAUAACGUACCACGACUGAAAGAACCAUAUACCCCACCUUGGGGUCUGUGGAACAGACACGUGCAUACAAUUAUAUGUUGCUUUGAUCCCUUGCCUCCUAACUACAAGAGGGAAAAUAUACUUUUACCAGACGGUGGUCUCGUCUCUCUGGACUGGUUGGACAAUGAAGCGGGUCUUACGGACACAAGUCCUGUGUUGGUCGUAAUUCCUGGAGUAGGGGGAGGAAAAGAGGGCAUCAGCACAGUUUAUAAGCUUGCAACAGGGAAAUUUAGAGUAGCAGUAUUCAACAGGCGCGGCCAUUGUGGUACUUUACUCACAACACCGCGCCUCCAGUGUUUCGGGGAAACAAGUGACUUUCGACAGUGUGUUGAGUCUAUUCACCAGAAGUACCCCAAGGCUGCCAUGGCUGGCGUUGCUUACUCCGCAGGUACGGGGAUACUUAGUAAGUAUUUGGGAGAGUACGCUGGGAGGUCGUAUAUCGGGCCCUCUGUAUUCGUCGGGUCGGGAUUCGAUCUAUCGACACUUAAGAGCAUGAACACCAUCUAUGAGAAACUGAUACUGUAUUUGUUGAAAACCUCUUUGGUUAAACCGAACGAACGUAUGCUGAAGUCAGCUGUGGAUAUCGACGCUGUUUACAAGUCAAAGUCCAUUGAAGAACUGGAGGACCACCUUUACUGCAAAAUGCAUGGAUUCAAAGAUGUUGACGAAAUGUGGCUCCACAACGACCCAAUGCUUAACGCUGAUGCAGUUGUUGCCCCCGUGCUGUGUAUUAAUAGUAUGGACGAUCCAAUCUGUGUUGCGGGUAACAUACCUUAUGAUCAUUUCCAGCGGCCCAACUGGAUGUUGGCGACGACAGAACAAGGAGGUCACUGUGGAUUCCUGGAGAACUACAAGCUUGAGUCCUGGGCAGGGAAACUGGCUUUGGAUUAUAUCGGUGCUGUGUUGGACUAUAACAACACUAUGGAAGAGAAGGACAUCACCCUUGAGUGUUGA